GAUUGGCACACCGAGAAACUGAGCUGAACCCAACGGUCCAGACAGUUUACAGAGAGUUCUUGUCAAAUACAGUCAUUUUUGGUGCGCAGAUCAUCAACGCUCGAACAUGCUUAGCUGGAAGGGGUUUUUGUUUGUCGUGCUAGCGGUGCUACUAUUGGUGCAACUAGACACUGCCGAAUCGUCCCCGUUCACUGAUUUACAACCGACCGGACGACCCUCCGUGACGGGUCAGGUUUUGAAGAACAUUCUCCAGCGUGCCAUUGGCGAUAAUUCUUCCGCGGAAAGCAAACCAAGCAUCGAAAGCAGCGAGGAACGGUUCCGGCCCUCAGUAAGAAGUUAACGAUCAGCUUAUUAGCAUCUCGCUUGGGCCAUUCGGACAGGGCAUGCACCGGCGCGUCAUCCAACGCCACUGAUGAGCAUCAUUACCUCGGGGACGAAGUGAAUCAAACGUUAGUUAGUAGCUACAACAAAAGCACUAAGUGCAGUACAACAAGCGCUAUUUGCGAAUGCGCCCACCUAUUUUCCUGAAUAAGCCACAUCGUUCUAGCCCUUACGUUCAGUGUGCUACCAGUGCCGCAAACGAAUAAACAUGCCCGAACGAUGGGCGUUCUCGCUGGUGGUUGUAACAAUGCUUAGUUCUGUGCAUCGGUGCAAUGUGGUCGAAAACGUAGCUUCACCGGAAGGUCGUGUCGUCGGAAGCGAGCAAAUCGAGGUUACACAGUCCGACCUACCGUACGUCUGCUCCUUGCGCCUGCAGACAGGCCGUCAUCGUUGCUGUGCGACCAUAUUGAAUCCGAACUGGUUGUUAACUUCCGGUCACUGUACCGCCGAUCUCGCUCCCGAUGCCAUCGCAAUCGUUUGCGGUAUUCGCAUGUAUCGCAUCGUAUCGGCGGUUGUGCCGCAUCCAAACUUCGAUGCAUCCCAGUGGACGGGGCACGAUCUGGCGCUGCUUAGGACACGGAAUGCACUCAUCUUUACGAGCAACGUGCAGCCGCUUCCGUUGUACGAUGGGUCGGAACUUCCGGCGGGCGGGAAAGCUUCCAUCGUUGGAUAUGCCUGGUUCCGGUACGGGGAUGAGAGUGGAUCGAAAUGGCGCAAUCCAGCGUUGCAGAUGGCAACGGUGCCCAUACUAUCGUCCUGCGAGUGCCAGCAGCGUCUAGGACCGAUGCUGUCUACCUAUCUUGCAGACGUAAACAUCUGCACAGAUAACGCGCCUGCAACGCUACCGACGGUCGACGGGACGUCAACGUGUGUCGGCGAUUCUGGUGCACCGGUGAUGAUUGCAACCGAACUUCAGCCCUACAAUUUGUUUGCCAUUCCCUCGUGGACGGUUGCUCCGUGUGGAGCGGGCCCAUCAGUGCAUGUUCGUGUUGCGCCGCAUCUCGAUUGGAUUUUAACCACUAUCGGUAUCAAUUAAUGUCCGGUCGAGGAGAACACAUAACAAAAACCAGCUACACGAGACAUAAUCUCCAAAGCACGGGGAUAAGCUAUCGAUAUCACCCAGUGAAGUAGAUAAGAUAAAUAAACACUAAGCACAAUAG
This is a messenger RNA of Anopheles stephensi (Asian malaria mosquito), 1541 nucleotides long. Its product is annotated as trypsin-3-like. The record is from RefSeq and is a predicted model, not a curated record. Gene Ontology annotation, molecular function: serine-type endopeptidase activity. NCBI's taxonomy places the organism in Eukaryota, Metazoa, Arthropoda, Insecta, Diptera, Culicidae. Bases 590 to 1417 code for a protein of 275 amino acids. Gene Ontology annotation, biological process: proteolysis. The transcript has 6 exons.